Messenger RNA from Mustela erminea (ermine), 1149 nucleotides. It is a transcript of the gene GTF3A, whose product is annotated as general transcription factor IIIA. The transcript has 8 exons. The annotation marks the transcript as partial. The record is from RefSeq and is a predicted model, not a curated record. NCBI's taxonomy places the organism in Eukaryota, Metazoa, Chordata, Mammalia, Carnivora, Mustelidae. Gene Ontology annotation, cellular component: nucleus.
CCCACGGUGCGGGGCGCCCUGGAGCCGCCGGCCUCGGUUGCGGAGGGUGUGUCAUCCCUGACCAUCGCCGACGCCUUCACGGAAGCCGGCGAGAGCCCCGCCCCGCCGCCCUCGGGGCUCAAUAGGAGGUUCAUCUGCUCCUUCCCUGAUUGCAGCGCCAGUUACAACAAGGCCUGGAAGUUAGACGCGCACCUGUGCAAGCACACGGGGGAGAGACCGUUUGCUUGUGACCAUGAAGGGUGUGGCAAAGCCUUUGUCAGGGACUACCAUCUGAGUCGCCACAUCCUGAUUCACACGGGGGAAAAGCCAUUUGCUUGUACAGCCAGCGGUUGUGAUCAAAAAUUCAACACAAAAUCAAACUUGAAGAAACAUUUUGAACGUAAACAUGAAAAUCAGCAAAAACAAUAUGUAUGCACUUUUGAAGGUUGCAAGAAGGCCUUUAGGAAACACCAGCAGCUGAGAAUCCACCAGUGCCAGCACACCAACGAGCCGCUGUUCACGUGUGCCCAGGAAGGAUGUGGCAAACACUUCGCCUCACCCAGCAGGCUGAAGCGACACAGGAAGGUCCAUGAGGGCUAUACGUGUCAAAAAGAAUGUUCCUUUGUGGCAAAAACAUGGACGGAACUUCUAAAACAUGUGAGAGAAACCCACAAAGAGGACAUAAAAUGUGAAGUAUGCCAGAAAACAUUUAAGCGCAAGGAUUACCUUAAGCAGCAUAUGAAAACUCAUGCCCCGGAAAGGGAUGUAUGCCGGUGUCCGAGGGAAGGCUGUGGUAGGACCUACACAACCGUGUUUAACCUCCAGAGCCACAUUCUCUCAUUUCACGAGGAAAGGCGCCCAUUUACCUGUGAACAUUCUGGCUGUGGCAAAACCUUCGCAAUGAAAGUAAAACCCUCUCGUGAAAAACGGAGUUUGGCCUCUCGUCUCAGUGGUUAUAUUCCUCCUAAAAGGAAACAAGAACAAGGCUUAUCUGCACCUAAAAACGGAGAGACCCUGAACUGUACUGAAGACCAAGUACUCUCCACUGCUGCGGCCCUCACCCUCAGCUGAACCUCACCCUGCUUUGUUUAAAUGACGCACAGCAGCCAUCACAGUGACUUCCGCUCAGAAGCACAUUUUUCUUUAUUAAAAUCACUGAUGCACAACAUC